Messenger RNA from Ziziphus jujuba (common jujube), 1208 nucleotides. RefSeq names its product rust resistance kinase Lr10-like. Gene Ontology annotation, molecular function: ATP binding; protein kinase activity. NCBI's taxonomy places the organism in Eukaryota, Viridiplantae, Streptophyta, Magnoliopsida, Rosales, Rhamnaceae. The transcript has a single exon. Gene Ontology annotation, biological process: protein phosphorylation. The coding region runs from base 150 to 1208 and encodes 352 amino acids. The record is from RefSeq and is a predicted model, not a curated record.
UUGUCAACUCAAAGUUGAAGUUUGGGAAUAAUUUUCCGCCCACUUUGGUAAAUUUUCCUGCAGCUUUGCUUCUAGGAUGGAAAUUCAUACUUGGCAUUCCAAUUGUAAUUGCAUAUUUUAUCUACAAAUGGAGAAGGCGACAUUUAUCAAUGUAUAAUAUGAUUGAAGAAUUCUUACAAAUUAACAAUAACCUCAUGCCUAUAAGGUACUCAUAUUCUGAUAUAAGAAAGAUGUCUAGGGGUUUCAAGAACAAAUUAGGGGAGGGAGGUUAUGGUUCUGUCUAUAAAGGAAAGCUUCCUAGUGGAUGUCUAGUAGCAAUCAAGAUGUUAGAAAAAUCUAAAGCCAAUGGGCAAGAUUUCAUCAAUGAGGUUUCUACCAUCGGAAGGAUUCACCAUGUCAAUGUGGUGCAACUAGUUGGUUAUUGUGUUGAGGGAUCAAAGCGUGCUCUUUUGUAUGAUUUUAUGUCUAAUGGAUCUCUCGAUAAAUAUCCUUUUUCUUUAGAAGGAAUUAACCACUUAGAUUGCAAGACAAUGCGUGAAAUUUCAUGUGGAGUGGCUUGUGGUAUUAAAUAUCUCCAUCAAGGGUGCAAUAUGGAAAUCUUGCAUUUUGAUAUCAAACCUCAUAACAUUCUUUUGGAUGAGAAUUUUAUUCCAAAGGUUUCUGAUUUUGGACUUGCAAGGUUAUGCCCACUAGACAAUAGCAUCGUGUCUCUAACUGCAGCAAGAGGAACCAUGGGAUACAUAGCUCCAGAGCUAUUUUACAAAAACAUUGGAGGAGUUUCUAACAAAGCCGAUGUUUAUAGUUUUAGAAUAUUAUUGAUGGAAAUGGCCAGUAGAAGAAAGACUUUGAAUGCAGUUGCAGAGCAUACAAGUCAAAUUUAUUUUUCUUCAUGGAUUUAUGACCAAUUCAGUAAAGGUAAUGACUUAGAAAUGGGGGAUGCAAUAGAGGAUGAAUCAAAAAUAAGAAAGAAGAUGAUUAUAGUGGCAUUAUGCUGUAUACAAAUGAAACCAAGUAAUCGACCAUCAAUGAACAGAUUCAAAGAGAUGCUUAAGGGAGAAGUUGAAAGUUUACAAAUGCUUCCAAAGCCUUUUCUAUGUCUAGAAGAAAAUACUGCAAAUGAUAAAGGGGUGAAAUCAAAUUCAAGAUGCUCAACAACAUCUUUAAAUGAUGUUUCUGAAGAGAUUAUUCAGAUUCUAGAUGCAAAUUAA